Molecule: messenger RNA, 6785 nt
Organism: Polyodon spathula (Mississippi paddlefish)
Lineage: Eukaryota; Metazoa; Chordata; Actinopteri; Acipenseriformes; Polyodontidae
Product: mastermind-like protein 3
Exons: 5
Coding region: 596-3931 (1111 amino acids)
Biological process (GO): Notch signaling pathway; positive regulation of transcription of Notch receptor target
Cellular component (GO): nuclear speck; nucleoplasm
Molecular function (GO): transcription coactivator activity
Source: RefSeq, a predicted model, not a curated record
UGGCAUGGAGGAGGAGAGCACUUGAUCAUUGUGAUGGUGGCAGCAGCUGUAAGAAACCAGCAGCUCGGCGUUUGUAGGACUUCGUUCACUCACUCGGCAAAGGGCAGGAUUUUUACAAAUCGCGUUAUACCUGAGGAUUUUACAGAGCAGCUAAUGAAAUGCAAGUUCGCAAAACUACUCCGGAGUUUGUGCGGUGUAAACAGCAAAACUUUUUCUUAAAGGAAAACACAAUAAAGCUUCGGGCUCGCAACAUUGGUUGUUGUGUGUGAUGAUCGCUCGUAACAUCCGGAUCGUCUAUGGAGUUCAAGUAACAACAGUGUACGGGAUUUGCGCAUGGGACUGACUGCUAAACGCGGUUAAACAGUCGCUGUUGUUAUUUGGUCUGUCUGCAGUUCGGGUACAGAAUUAUGGUUUUAGUGGCAUUGCAUGAUUGAGUUACAGAUUUUCCCGAAUGUAAGAAGCAGUACCGCUUCUUCUUGUGUUUUGAUUCCCCCUUUCUUAUAUCCCCCCCACCCCACUCCCCUACCCCUUGGAAACAUUUCGAACACGAGAAGCAAAAGAAAGUUAUUUCAAAACAGUGUGCACAGACUGUAGAAUGGGGGAUUUUGCAGCCCCCACUGCUGCAAAUGGCAGUAGCAUUUGCAUUAACAACAAUACUAUAAACAGCGGCAUCAACACUAAUAACAACAGUAACAAUGUGAGCAUUCCUAAGCACAGCACAGUGGUGGAGAGGCUGAGACAGCGGAUCGAAGGCUGCAGAAGACAUCAUGUAAACUGCGAAAACAGGUACCAGCAAGCGCAGGUGGAACAGCUGGAGAUAGAACGCAGGGAGACGGUCAGCCUUUACCAGAGAAGCUUGGAACAGAGAGCCAAAAAAUCUGCAAAUAAUAAACAACAAAACAAACAACAAGACCCAGAGUCCGCCGCGACAGCAGAACAGAGAAACAACACAUUGAUAGCGCUACAAGAAACUGUGAAAAGAAAACUGGAUAGUGCACGGUCACCUCUGAACGGAGAGCAGAACGGCAUUUGCGAUGGGAAUUUUUCACCAAAUACCAAGAGGCUACGGAAGGAAGGGCCUGGCAGUGGGAUGGACUCGUUGGCUGGUUUACCUAACAGCUUGCCACCAGUGCCCUCUGUCUCGCCUCUCCAUCAAAUGGAUAUCAAACCCACGCUGCCCAUACAGAACAGUGGCGGCGGCAAUAACCACGUUCCCGGCCGGCCGGAUGACCUGGGCAAAAACGGUGGGUUGACGGACAUAAAGCUGCAGGUCAAUGGCACCUUGGACUUGGAUGAUGGCUUCAAUCUCCUGCAGAGCAAGGACAUGAAGCAGGAGCCCCUGGAUGAUACGACAGGGAUCGAGUCUUCAGAUACUUCGCUCUCAAACCACAACAAGCUCUUCUCGGACAUCAAUCUCAAUGACCAGGAGUGGCAGGAGCUCAUUGAUGAGCUGGCCAACACAGUGCCGGAGGAUGACAUGCAUGACUUGUUCAACGAGGACUUUGAGGAGAAGAAGGAGGCAGAGUUUACCAGGCCGGCCGCCCAAACCCCUCUCCCCCAGGAACCUCCUCCUCCUAUCCCUCCCCCACCUCCCCAGAACAUUAAGAAUGACCCCGCUCGCUCACCCUUCAGCAUGCCUAUUGGUUCCCCACAGGUGAGGCCUUCCUCUUCAGGUCCCCAGUUCACCACGGCUUCCAACAGUACCCCCCCACAUCAGCAGCCCCCCCCUGCAUCGAUGGCAGUAGGUUCACCAGCCAACUGUGUGGCCCGGUCUCCACAGACUCCCAACCAAGCAACCAGGCCUGGAAAUGGCUUUCUGAUGAACCAAGGGCCUGGUGUGGUGACGGGUCCUAGUUCCAGUGCGGUGGCGGCAGCAGCAUCUGGCCAGGGGGGUGGUCCAGUUCCAUCCACUCCAGACUUGUCUCCCGCUGAACAGUUGAAACAAAUGGCGGCCCAGCAGCAGCAAAGGGCGAAACUAAUCCAGCAGAAACAACACCAACAGCAGCAGCAGCAGCAGCAGCAGACUCCAGCACCUAACUGGUCGCCCGUCGGCCCUCCAACCAGUCCGUACGGGGGGGCGUUCAACCCUGACAAACCAAAUAGCCCAAUGAUGUACCCGCAAGCCUUUAACAACCAAAACCCUAUGGUGCCUCCCAUGGUGAGCAACCCUCAGAAGGCCACUAUGAAUAACUACCUCCCUCAGAGCCACAUGAACAUGAUCAACCAGCAGCCAAACAGCAUGGGCCAAAACACUAUGAGCAAACAGCAAGCCGCCAUGCUGUCAUACAGCAACACUAAACCCCUAACCCAUUUCAGUGCUGUGGACCACAUGGGCCAAAGGAUGACGCCUCCCAUGGCCAACCCUAAUAAAAAUCCCAUGAUGCCAUACAUGCAGCAGCAACAGGCAGUCCAGCAGCAGCAGCAGCAGCAGCAGCAACAGGUCCCCCCUCAAGCCCAAAUACAAAUGUCAACUCCAGCUUCCCACUUGAGCGAAGAGCAGAAGCGCAUCCUUCUCUUGAAACAUAAAGGACUACUGAAUCAGAGCAUGUCUUACAGUGCAAUGCAGCCUCACAAUCAGGAACAGAAUGUAGUUGGCAUCUCGCGGCAGGCUGGUUGCGUGCAGCCUAGUCUACCAGGCCCUGGGAGUGUGGCCCCAGUGCCGAGUACCAACCCUGGGGCACCUGGUUACCUAGGCAACCAGCAGCAGGCAGCCAUGAUGAAGCAGAUGAUAAUGGAGCAGGAGAAGCAGAGAGUCCAGUUACACUUGAUGGAACAGCAAAAGCAGCAGCAGCAGCAGCAGCUUCUUAGGGAACAAAGGCAACAGCAGCAACAUCAGAUGCUAGCGGAACAGCAGUUACAACAGCAACAUUUACCAAGACAGCUUCCCCAGCAGCAGAGAAACCCCUAUCCCGUCCAGCAGGUUAAUCAGUUCCAAGGCACACCACAGGAAAUUGCAAGGAACCAGGUUCUGCAGAAUAUUCGGACCGCCCGGAUGCUUCAGCAGCAGCAGCAGCAGCAGCAGCAGAGCCAGGGCAUGCUCCAGAUGGCCUCAGUCCACAACUCUGGAACGAUGUCGACUGUCGCUGGACAGGCAGAGAUGAGCAUGGCAUACAGCAACGCACCGAGUGGACAACAGGGCAUGUACGGCAUCAACCCUGCAAUGAACCAAAUGUUGCAGCACCCAAACCAAAGCAGCAUGAACAUGGCCCACAACCCUUCCCAGGGCCAGAGACAACCCAGUGCAGGACAAGGGGUUGGGAUGGUUGGGGGAUACGGGCAAGGCAUGUUGAUAAACUCUGCCAUGUCCCAACAACAGCAGCAGCAGCAGCAGCAGCAAAUGAAGGGACCACCGGUCGGCCAAGCCAUCCCAAAGGUCCAAGCUCAAAGACUUCAAAUGAUGGGAGGUGCUGUCCAGGGGGCACAGGGCUGGCAGCAGCAGGGUAUGCCAGGGCGGACUAGUGGGGAAAUGGUGACCUUCAACAACAGCUCAGCGUAUGCCAUGCAGUCUAGCCAGCCCCGCGUGACCAAGCAACACUUUCCUCAAGGAAUGAGCCAGUCUGUUGUGGACCCUACGGGAAACAUUAGAACCAUGAACCCUGCUAUGGGGGGGCAGAUGAUGCCGCACAUGUCUGGACAACCAAGGACCAACCAGCCAAGGCCAAUGGUCAUGGCUGGAAUGAGCCAGGGGGUUCCGAACAUGAAUGUUUUCAGUCAAGGCCCCGGCCAGCAAAUGGGUGGCGGUUCUUACUUACAAAGCGGUCAGCCUCAAGGCUACCAGCGGACAGUGAGUCAGGACUUGUCUUUCAGUUACGGGCAGUCAGCAGGCGGGGGUUCGUUCUCCAGCUUAGCAGAUGGGGCAGACCUGGUGGACUCGUUAAUGAAAGGAGGCUCGACGGACGAGUGGAUAGAUGAAAUUUUGGGAAACCAAUAGUGAAAGGAGAGAAUUAGAAGUUUACAUGGACUAUAAGUGAACAUAAACUGUACAAAAAAGGAUACAUUUUUUGAGAACAUUGAUGAGCUGAAAAAAAAAAAAAACCCCACACACAGACACCUGUGUGUGCUGUCCAGAAAAUGUCACCUCUGUGCAAGUUGGUUCAGAGAUGUAGUAAAGCUGAAACUGUGCAGUUCUGUAGGAGUGCGUGAUUUCAUUUAAUUUUUUUUAGCAACCCAUAGCUCAGAGUAGUACUGAAAGAAGUAGAAAGAUUAUUUUAUUUUCUCUCCCCCAACUGUGAUUUUUCUCAAUGUUCAAUUGGGAUUGGCGGGAAUUCCAUUUUAGGGCCGAGUUCCAAGGUAAAAGGGGGGAUGGGGGGAUUGGCAAGCAAUAGGCCAGAAAACUGAGAACAUGAAAAGUGUUUUAACUUUGUUUUUAAAGUUUAUGCAGUCUGUUUCUUUGCAUUGUAUAUGCUGUUUUAGACAUUUCAUCCAGUGUUUUUUGGGGUAGUACCAAAAUGUUACAAAUAUCCAUUAUUUAAUGAGCUGAUUUGACUCCUUUUAUUUCUGUUUUGUUUUUGUUUUUCUGAAGUGAAAAGUUUGGUUUGAAUGGCUUGCAUUUCUCUGCAGUUUCUGAAAGUUGAAAACUUCUGCACUGUGAAAAAAAAAGAGAAACAAUCGUAUCUCUUUGUGUAACAACUAGGCCGAUGCAGUAGGCGUGGCUUGUUGCAAGGGAAACAUUGAGCGAGGAAACUACUGGGUCAAGUCGCUGCUUUAUACUGUGAGCAAACUGGCAGCUUCCCACAGAUCUGAAUGGCUGUUUGGGCAUUAUCCCAUUCUAACAGUAUUGUAAGUUGUAUGCCAUAAUGUUGUAUGACUUCAGCAAAUACGUUCAAUUAUAUUUCUAUUACAAUUUACACAAAAUAUUUGACAAUAGAAAUAUUGAUGUACAUUUCCAUAAAGCUUCCGGUGUUCAAUGUACCAGAAAGCAAUUCUUCUCAACUCUAUUGGAUUUCAUUUUUUUUUUUUUGUAGCAGUAGCGCAUUUUUUUGUAUGGGGAGUUGGGUGAAGUGAGUCAAGAGUUGAGAAGCAGUCCUUGGUGCCUGUGUUACAACAGUGUGAUCAUUAUAGCGAGAGUCCACUGCAACAGUCUUGUACCAAAUGAAAGCAUCUGAUGUCCACCCACAUUCAGUGAAAGUAAAAUAUAUUGUAUAGGAUCAUUGCUGUGCAAUAUUAAUUAAAAAGUCAUGUGUAAUUAUUGUGAAAGAGCGCGGCUGUGAUUAAUUUUAAAAACCGCACAUGGUAUACAUUUGUGUCUUCAGAUAUAUAUGUGAAACAAUAAGGUAGCAAAAAACAACUACCAAAUAUAUAUAAACCUACAAUUAUAGUCUCUCAGUUGUCAGGCUUGACACAUUACUGACACUUAUAAGAUUAUGGACAAGUGUCAAACCGGUCCGAAUUUAAUUUAAGGAAAGUAGGGUUUCUUCUGAAGUCAUGAAUUUAACAAGGUUUUGGUUUCAUGAACACUAUCAUGACUGUUUUUUAAAUAUAUCAGGUUUUUUUUAAAUAGCGAACUUUCUUUUAAAAUAGAGAUAUUCGUGAGAUAUUUAAAGACUUGGGAGAUAUUUAAAGAUUUAGUUUGUCUAUGUGGAUGGAUUAAAUACAGAUUGAUACAGACUGUGCAGUAGUCUUAACCAGUUUUGUGAGUAUUUUAUCUGUCAAAAUAAACUUUUUGUUCUUGUCAGGUAUUUACUGGUAAAAAAAAAAAAGUUUAAUCUCAAGUGACUUUCCGAUAAAAUAAAGGUAAAAUAAUAAAGAAAUAACUUGGGAAAAGGCCCCAACACUACUUCCACAUUUGGCUUUUUUUUUUUUCUUUUUUAUGUAAAGGGAGCCUAGGGGGUAAAUUAGGCAUCACAACUCGCUUACAGUAGUACCUUGGUUUUACAUCUCAUCCAAAGGAAGCAUGUAUCCCUGUAACUACAGAAAUAUCAGAAAUCUGAUUUGAUGUUUUUUUUUUUUUUUUUGGCGUGCUCUUGUUUUAUAAAAGGGUAAUAUCUACACCCGGUCUGCUUCCAGUGUGGAUGGCAGCCAGCCAGCCAGUUCCAGUUGUCAGACGAUGCUUAUUUAUUACUUGUCUGGGGAGGCUUCUGUUCCGUUCCUGUGUUGUUUGGGUGGGUGGAGGCAGGAUCUGUGCGUUUUUAAAACUGCAGACAAAAUGCAAGCCUGUCAAGAAUGAGGAGAUCUGAUGGUGUGGCAGGCAAUUCAGCUCAGCCUAAUGUAAAGUUGUGUUGUCCUUCAAAGCUUCCUCCAAAUACAGUGUGUUCGGGACCAAGUAAUGUAGAACUUCUUUGUUUUUUCCCACAUAGGGUUAUUUUAUCCAAAAAAAAGGUUUUCUUUUGUACUUUUUGGUGCUGAAAUACAUGUUCUGUUUAAAAAAAAUAAUAAAUAAAAAAUAAAAAAAAAAAAAAAAAAAAAUCAUAAAAAAAAUUCUAAUGGUUAUUUGUAAAUCUGUUUUUACAGGUUGAAAUACAUCAUAUAAUACUGGCUCUACUAUGUGUAAAGAAAUUGCUGUUUAAAAUAGAGAAGUGUUUUUAUUUCAUUUUCCACUUUUAAACUCAUCAGAGCAAUACCAUUGCACUUCAGACUACUAAUUUGUACUGUAACCCUAUUUUUAUUUUGGAGUUGUUUUUUCUAGUUUGAGAUUUUACUCUGUACCUUAAGCAGCUGCUUAUUUCUUUUUAUCUUGUACAGAAUUCUGAAAUGUUAAUGCAGGGGGAUUACAUCAAACACAUUUUUUUCAAAAAAUAAACGAGAGAAUGUUCUCGAUCAUAAGAUUAAAAGAACUCGAACUCAGA